UAAAGUUGUCUUUUAAAAAUCCGCGCGCAUGUACUCACACUUCUAAGGGAGUGGAGGGGGCUGGGUUGGAAAUGUACGUGCUGGAAAGAGAACAGCUAGGCCUGUUGCUUCCCAGAGCGCGCGGGGUCCCCUUGGGGGCGGUCCCCUGGGCUCUUCAACCCAGUGAGAAUCCUGGCUCCAGGACCCCUGAGCACCAGAGGCCUGGGAGCCUGCUGGCCGCUGUUCCCUCCUGUCCCUCCGGCGCGGAGUCCCGCUGCUGGAUCACCAGGCUCAGGAGAGAACUGGAGGGGCGGGGAAGCCAAGCAGGUGGCGAUUAGGCCAGCCUCGGAGCAUUCUUGGGACCGCUCCAGUGGAUAUAAAUAACAGACCCACAGGCUCUGAAAUCCCAAGAGGCUGGGGGUGGGGCAGUGAAGAAGGGAUAUAUUUAGGGUGGGGUGGCAUCGUGACGAUUCGGAAAAAGUCUACAUUGGACAAGGAGGUGAGACCAAGGGACUUGGUGAUGAGCAUAGGUACAAAAUCUGGGACUGUGAACGCGGAGCGGGGAGGAGUUCGUGCUUUUUUUGUCCCACCUCUCAUCGCGUGUUUAUCUCGGGUCGCGGAAUGCGCACCAGAGCAGGAAACAGAGCGGCUCUGGGUAGGCAUGGCUUUACAGUCCCAUUUCUGCCAUACUAGAAGUGGCAUGUUAGAGAUCCUGGGCACACCGCUGAAGGUUGUCUCAAAGCCCCAUAUUCUGACGUCAAUGUGAAUCGUAAUGUUUACAGGGAGGGGGUUGUUGAGAGCCCCCCGGAGCUAACUUCCAAGAAAGGUGCUCUCAGCAAAGACCGUAACGCAGCAUUGUCCCCGAAGCCCAUUCAAAUGAUGAGGGUGCAGGUUUCGGUUCUCUCCUACCGGCUUCCCAGGCUCUGCAAAGGUCGGAGAGCAGCAAAGCUCAAAUCUAACUCUCGGGUAGCCUCACGGCGCCACCUUACAUUGUUGGCUCCGCUCUCUCUGCACGGAGGAGCAGAUCUCAUGGCUCGCACCCCAGGAGCCACCGGGCGCGGGGAUGCUAUCGGUGGGGUUGGGGCGGUGGCACCGCGGAGAGGGCGGGCCCCGGGGGCCGGGCUUCCCGGGGGAGGGCCCGGCGCGCUCCAGGAGGCGGUGGCCCGGACCCGGGAGUGGUAAAACUCCGGACUGAGCGUGGCCAGAUUCCCCCCCAACCCACCGAGGGCCCCUGAGAGGACGUGCCAUUCUGGACGAGCGGGGCUGACUCAAGAGGAAACAAGGCAGCGUGAUAGUGGCAGCUUGGAGACUUGGACACGGUCCUUGCAGUGAUCUGGAGACCCCAGCACCACACCUGCCACCAUUCCGUGCUGCAGGGACACCAUGGCUCCAGAGGAAGACGCUGGAGGGGAGGUCAUAGGGGGCAGUUUCUGGGAGGCUGGCAACUACAGGCGGACGGUGCAGCGGGUUGAGGAUGGGCACAGGCUGUGUGGAGACCUGGUUAGCUGCUUCCAAGAACGUGCCCGCAUCGAGAAGGCCUACGCCCAGCAGCUGGCUGACUGGGCCCGCAAGUGGAGGGGUGCUGUGGAGAAGGGCCCUCAGUACGGCACCCUGGAGAAGGCCUGGCAUGCCUUCUUCACUGCGGCUGAGCGGCUGAGCGAGCUGCAUUUGGAGGUGAGGGAGAAGUUGCAUGGCCCAGACAGCGAGCGUGUGCGGACCUGGCAGCGUGGAGCUUUCCACCGGCCGGUUCUGGGUGGCUUUCGGGAGAGUCGGGCUGCAGAGGACGGUUUCCGUAAGGCCCAGAAGCCCUGGCUUAAGAGGCUGAAGGAGGUUGAGGCUUCCAAGAAGAGCUACCAUACAGCCCGCAAAGACGAGAAGACAGCCCAGACCCGGGAGAGCCACGCGAAGGCAGACAGCUCCAUGUCCCAGGAGCAGCUUCGAAAAUUGCAGGAGCGGGUGGGACGCUGCACCAAGGAGGCAGAGAAGAUGAAAACCCAGUAUGAGCAGACCUUGGCAGAGCUAAACCGCUAUACCCCACGCUACAUGGAGGACAUGGAGCAGGCCUUUGAGAGCUGCCAGGCUGCUGAGCGCCAGCGGCUUCUCUUCUUCAAGGAUAUGUUGCUAACCUUGCAUCAACACCUCGACCUGUCCAGCAGUGACAAGUUCCACGAACUCCACCGAGACCUGCAGCAGGGCAUUGAGGCUGCUAGUGAUGAAGAAGAUUUGCGCUGGUGGCGUAGCACGCACGGGCCCGGCAUGGCCAUGAACUGGCCACAGUUCGAGGAGUGGUCCUUAGACACACAGAGAGCAAUCAGCCGGAAGGAGAAGGGUGGCCGGAGCCCCGAUGAGGUUACUCUGACCAGCAUUGUACCCACAAAAGAUGGCACCGCACCCCCACCCCAGUCCCCAUCAUCCCCAGGCAGUGGGCAGGACGAGGACUGGUCAGAUGAGGAGAGUCCCCGGAAGGCUGCCACUGGGGUGAGGGUACGCGCGCUUUAUGACUAUGCUGGCCAGGAAGCUGAUGAGCUGAGCUUCCGAGCAGGGGAAGAGCUGCUGAAGAUGAGUGAGGAGGAUGAACAGGGCUGGUGCCAGGGCCAGUUGCAGAGUGGACGCAUUGGUCUGUACCCUGCCAAUUAUGUAGAAUGUGUGGGCGCCUGAGUGCCCAGACAGCCCUACCACUGAGUCUCUCUAACCUGGGCCAGAGCGCAACCCUUCCUGGACUGCUGGACCUGUGGGCCCUGAAUCACGUGCUGCUGCUGCUGUCCCUGUUCCCAAAGGAGGAAGUCUUAGGGCUCAUGAAGGGAAGGGGUCUGUGUCUAGAAAGAGGCCAACAGUUUAGGGUGAGGGCAGAAUGGGAGGUUGGAGGGACAGAGGGUUCAGAGAUGCCAGAGCCUCCCCGGGAGCAUCUGGGUCAUCCCAGGAGUAGGGGAUCCAGCUCCUAAGCUGUUUGGGAGCUCCUGGGGUGAGGUUGGGGAGAAUGUAUUGGGGCUAGCAGCACCCUGUUUUGUGACUUGUUGUAUGUAGUGUGUAUUAAACUUGAUCAAGAAUAAAAAUCCCA
Molecule: messenger RNA, 3037 nt
Organism: Psammomys obesus (fat sand rat)
Lineage: Eukaryota; Metazoa; Chordata; Mammalia; Rodentia; Muridae
Gene: Pacsin3
Product: protein kinase C and casein kinase substrate in neurons 3
Exons: 12
Coding region: 1363-2637 (424 amino acids)
Biological process (GO): plasma membrane tubulation; regulation of endocytosis; cytoskeleton organization
Cellular component (GO): plasma membrane; cytoplasm; endosome
Molecular function (GO): protein binding; phospholipid binding
Source: RefSeq, a predicted model, not a curated record